Molecule: messenger RNA, 3813 nt
Organism: Microplitis mediator
Lineage: Eukaryota; Metazoa; Arthropoda; Insecta; Hymenoptera; Braconidae
Exons: 1
Coding region: 1-3813 (1270 amino acids)
Biological process (GO): DNA integration
Molecular function (GO): nucleic acid binding
Source: RefSeq, a predicted model, not a curated record
AUGGUGCGGGUUCGGGCAACAUCCGGUACAUUCGCUACAGCUCGAGUCUUAUUAGAUACGUGUUCUACCGUACACCUUAUUACUUUCGAACUUGCUAAACGUUUACAACUACCAAUCCGCAAAUCUAUUGACUCUAUUCACGGGGUCAAUGCCCUCUCGACAAAUACAAUCGGGAAGACAAGCGUGGUGCUCGAAUCUCUGAUUAAUCCUCGUUAUCACAAACUCAUAUCAUGUACUGUAAUCGAAAAAAUCACCGACUUUGAACCCCGAGACAUCUUUCCACGCGAUCAAGUAGAGCUUCCAGAAAACUUGCCUCUCGCGGACCCAAAUUUUCAUAUACUACGUCCUGUCGACAUACUAAUUGGCGCGGGUACCACAGUCGCGCUCUUACAAUCAGGUCAAAUAAAAAUCAAUCCCACACAAGGUGACUUAUUACUACAGAAAACUCAUUUAGGCUGGGUAGUCGUUGGGGGGUUGGAAGCAAAUAAAAAGGCACGAAUUGAUUCGUGUUGCUUGACUAGCUUACAACAGACCUUAGAAAAAUUUUGGGAGAUCGAAGAUCUAUCUAAUAAAACUGUAAAAACUACCGAAAACGAUUUAUGUGAAAAACAUUACGUUGAUCAUGUUCAGCGUACUCCUGACGGGAAGUAUGUCGUCAGAUUGCCAUUUCGGCAUGAAGAUUUCGAUUUAGGUGAUUCUCGUCCACAGGCACUUCGUCGAUUUUUUUCAUUACAGCGGAAGUUACAAGCCAAUCCAGAGUUGAAAUUAGAAUAUCACAAGGUCAUGCAGGAAUAUAUUGAUUUAGGACAUAUGUCGCUCGUUUCUGACGAAUCUCCUCCAGGGUAUUACAUUCCACAUCACGCAGUAAUUAAAAACACAAGCCUCACUACGAAAUUACGGGUCGUUUUCGAUGCUUCCGCUAAGACUAGUAACGAUUUAUCGCUUAAUAAGGUGCUGAUGGUCGGAGCUACUAUCCAGGACAAACUCUGUGAACAUUUAUUGCGUUUUCGUACUCAUGUAUUCGUCAUAACAGCAGACAUUGAAAAGAUGUACCGGCAGAUUCUGAUCGCCCCUGAAGAUCGGCGAUACCACCGCAUCUUCUGGUACAACGAUGGACGUAUCGCAGUAUUUAACUUAAACACCGUAACUUUCGGAGUUAGUUCAUCUCCUUUCCUGGCCAUCCGUACUUUGCAUCAACUUGCACGCGAAGAACAAAAAACUUUUCCACUAGCUAGUCCAAUUGUCCAGCGAGAUUUGUAUGUCGAUGAUCUGCUUACAGGAGCAGAUACGUUAGAGGAAGUCUUACGUUUACGCGAUGAGAUUAUUGAGCUAUUGAAGUUAGGUGGUUUUAAUAUUCGUCAGUGGGCAUCCAACCACAGUCAUGCAUUGGAUAACGUUGCCAGCAAAACGUUCGAAUCCGAAUCGGGUAUGCCUCAGGAAGCUAUAUCUAAGACGCUUGGGAUAGCUUGGAAUUCUCAGUCAGACACUCUCAUUUACACCUCUAGGCCGAUCGCUCUCAAGGAGAAAUUUACCAAACGUCUCAUUCUCUCCGAAAUCGCGAAAAUUUUUGAUCCACUAGGUUUACUAGGUCCCAUCGUUUUCGCAGCCAAAGGAAUCAUGCAAGAUUGUUGGCGUCUAAAGAUUGGUUGGGAUGAAUCUGUAUCACAGGAAUUGGCAGCCAAGUGGCUGUCAUUUGCUGAACAACUGACGCACAUGCCUGCAAUUGACAUCAAUCGUCGUCUUAUUAUCGAUCAGCCCACUGGAAUCGAAAUCCACGGGUUUUGCGACGCUAGUAAACUAGGUUAUGGAGCCUGCAUCUAUAUCCGUUCUACCAACAGCUCGAAUCAAGUCUGGGUCCGCUUAGCUUGUUCGAAAUCACGUGUCGCACCACUCAAGGAAACUACGAUUCCCAAACUCGAACUCUGUGGGGCUCUCACACUCGCGAAAUUAUAUCACAACGUUCAAUCAACUCUUGGGGUUUCUAUAUCGCGCUCAGUUCUUUGGUCAGAUUCCACGAAUGCUCUCGCGUGGAUCAAAAAAUCUCCAGUCGUGUUAAAGGUCUUCGAAUCAAAUCGAGUCAAGGAAAUUCAGAAACUUACCGCAGACGUCGAAUGGCGGUAUGUAGGAACUAAAACUAAUCCAGCUGACGCUCUAUCCCGUGGACAAUAUCCGCGAGAUUUUCAGACCAAUUCAAAUUGGUUUCAGGGCCCGUCUUGGUUAUCUCAGUCUUCUAAUUUUUGGCCUACUAAUCCUAUUCUCGAAACUCAGGGUCCACUGGAAACUCCAGAAUUUCAAUGUUUUGUCAUUCAAUCUGAACCAUCUGUCAUUUUUAAACGAUUCUCGUCUUAUUCGAAACUCAUUAACGUCAUUUCGCUUUGUCUUCGCUGGCGACCUUCUAACACUUUCAAAACCAAUCGCGUGUCUGUCGCAGAACGUCAUCAGACAGAAACUCGAAUUUUACAUCUCAUUCAACAGGAACAGUUCGGUUCGGAAAUUAGCAACUUAAAAAAUGCUAAACCAGUUAAGAGUGCUAAAUUGGGGGCUUUCAAUCCAUACAUUGGUAACAACGGUUUACUUCAGGUCGGUGGUCGUCUAAAAAAUUCUGAUCUAACUCGUUCGCAGAAACACCCUAUUCUCUUGCCAUCUCAUCAUCACGUGACAGAUCUCAUCAUUCGAGACACCCAUCAGCGCAUGCAUCAUGCCGGAAUUCAGAGUACUUUGUUUACUAUCCGUCAGCGAUUCUGGCUUCUUGACGGCAAGAAUCAGGUCCGUAAAAUUGUUCGAAGGUGUGUCGUUUGCAUCCGUCACCGUCCAGAGCCUAUACAAUACAAGAUGGCUGACUUACCAAGAUCUCGAGUCCAAAGUUCAUAUGCUUUCGAACACACCGGGUUAGAUUUUUGUGGUCCUUUUCUUAUCAAAGAAAAACGUUAUAAUCGUGAAACUCGUUCUCGUAAUAACACUCUCAUCAAGGCGUAUGGUUGUAUUAUCAUUUGUAUGUCCACUCGGGCAGUACACAUAGAAAUCGUCAGUGAUCUGAGUACUGACGCAUUUCUGGCUAGUUUUCGACGAUUUAUAGGUCGCAGAGGUAUUCCAUCACACAUCCAUUCAGACAAUGGUUUAAAUUUCGUCGGUGCUAGCAAUCAACUUCAUGAACUCUACAAUCUUCUGCAAUCUAAAGAUCACCAGGAUCAGGUGCUUUCAUUCUCUGACCCACGUAACAUCACUUGGCAUUUCAAUCCACCUCUUUCACCCCACUUCGGUGGAGUGUGGGAGGCGGCUGUAAAAUCUUUUAAACACCAUUUUAAGCGCGUGGUUGGUACUCAAUCUUUGAUGUUUGAGGAAUUAACCACGUUAGCAGUAGAUAUUGAAGCUAUCUUAAAUUCCAGACCUCUCUGUAGUAUUUCUACCGAUCCAAAUGAUCCUAUUGCUCUUUCUCCUGCUGAUAUUUUAAUUGGUAAAAAAUUAACAUCUCUACCUGAUCCUGACUUACUUUCUGUACCAGAUAAUAAACUGUCCACCUGGAGAUUCCUUACCAAGGCCAAACAAGAUUUUUGGAAACGAUGGCAGAUCGAAUAUCUCAACGAAAUGCAAAAACGUCAUAAAUGGCACAACGACGGUGCAGUGGAGCUCAAGGAGGGUUCAGUAGUCAUCCUCAUCGACAAAAACAAACCCUGUAUGAUCUGGGAACUGGGAGUCAUCACUGAGGUGCAUCCAGGAAGCGACGGUGUCACACGAGUCGUCGAGGUCAAAACAUCGCGAGGAAUCUACACCCGGAAUACUACGACCUUAUGUCCAUUAUUACCCGAUACUUGA